Molecule: messenger RNA, 5620 nt
Organism: Orbicella faveolata
Lineage: Eukaryota; Metazoa; Cnidaria; Anthozoa; Scleractinia; Merulinidae
Source: RefSeq, a predicted model, not a curated record
GAGGAGCUUAACCCUUCUCAGGAGUCAGCGGGAAUCUCCCAGCGCGACGUCUGUGACGUAACGUAGUAAUUACAUUAGGGAUAGAAAAUUAUGUCAACAACGGCGCAAAGCAGAUUAAAAAUAAUCCCCUUGGGCCGAUCGGCAUGUGUCAUUUCUUGGUAUCAGGUUAUGUGAAAUAUCAGAUGAAAGCCAGAAGAGGAUGGUUAAUAGAUUACUGAAUUACCUUGUUUGGCAUCGAGAUGAAUUUUGCGGGAAAGACAAAUUAUUUGCGUCUCGCGCGCCAACACAAUGGCGCGCUCUGCGAAGGAGACGAGAGAUUUUUCUCUCCAACGUAUUUAUGGCUCUUGUCUUAGCCAGAGGAAAAGAUGGUACCCUUUGUCUAGUGAACUUGUGGGCCGAAAAGUCGGUCAGUUUGUUAAAGGAAAGUUUUUUGAGGAAUUUCCAAGCGAAAUUAGUCGCGUUAAAAUCGGCGACUUAUGGCGGGAAAACGGAGAGCACGUCCCGUUCGAGUGGUUUUCAGUGAAAAGUUCAGAAGAAGCCUUCGCCAUAUCUUUGUUUGGUCUCCUUGGUGGCUCGCUCAAGCAGUCGUCGACGAAAGAAAGCGGAUUUUUGUCAUCCAGAAUUUUUGAGCUUGUCGUUGACACAAUAAACAAUGUUGAUGUCAGCGAUCGCAAUGUGGGUUCGGCAAUCGACGCUCGAACACCGAAAAGCCAGAGAAUCGCCAUCCUUGAAAAGGAACUAAAAUUUUAUCGAGACAGAGUUAGAGAAGUGGAAGCUUCGAUCUCGGCAGUUAUGGAAACUCCUCCAGAGACACCUUUGCCGUCAAAACUUAUAAGAUCAUCAAACCUCGAAAGUGUCGCGAAAAGUUCGCUUGGACCCAUCACCAAGAAACGAGAAAUGAGAUCGGUUUGUGGCAUUGCUUUAGAUGCGAUCCAAAAUGCCUUCAACUCUUCUUAUGGAAGUUUGGGAGCCAUUCUGGGCUACGGAUCUAUUUAUGGCAAUCAGGAACACCAGUUGGCUGUGAGUUCAGCAGUUUCAGAAGCCGUAGAGAUUGUUGCCCUAAACAAAGGACUCAAAGCUGCAGCAGACUUCGCGUUUACUCCCGAGGUUCAGCAAAAGCAACAGAUUGCCAUGCGAGCGCCAGAUUGGUUACAAGUCUAUGUCAAACUGGAGACAAAGUUACCGGACAAUGGCUGGCAAACCAUUUUAAACUUCCUAAAUCUUGGAAGAAGUGGGAAAGAUGGUGACCUACAGUGUCUCCUAACAAAGAACAUGAUCAAAGCAUGCAAGUCAGUCAUAUUUUCAACAGUGAGGUCUCUUAUGAAAAUAGAGCCUCUUGAUCCUCAGUUCGGAAUCACAGGAUAUUCUGUUGGUCUAGCUCCUACGCUAAUUUGGGCAAUCAGAGAAGCUAGACUACAUAAUUCAGCAAACCCCUCUAUGAUUUUUAACCUCAAGUUGGAUGGGAGGCCUUUUGCAGGUAAAGAUCAAGUCUCUGUGGGAGUAGUUGCAGUGAAUUUCAAUCACUCAUGUCCAGAGAGUUCUGAUUCAGUUUAUCCAUUAGCAAUUGGAAACUGCAAAGAGAACAGGGAAGAAAUACCAAAGCUUAUCAGACGGUUGAAUCAUGAAAAAAACAUCAUUAAAGAAAGAGGUUUAUCUGUAGAUGGCACCUGCUACAAGAUCAAGUUUGUUGAGCACGUCCCGUUCGAGUGGUUUUCAGUGAAAAGUUCAGAAGAAGCCUUCGCCAUAUCUUUGUUUGGUCUCCUUGGUGGCUCGCUCAAGCAGUCGUCGACGAAAGAAAGCGGAUUUUUGUCAUCCAGAAUUUUUGAGCUUGUCGUUGACACAAUAAACAAUGUUGAUGUCAGCGAUCGCAAUGUGGGUUCGGCAAUCGACGCUCGAACACCGAAAAGCCAGAGAAUCGCCAUCCUUGAAAAGGAACUAAAAUUUUAUCGAGACAGAGUUAGAGAAGUGGAAGCUUCGAUCUCGGCAGUUAUGGAAACUCCUCCAGAGACACCUUUGCCGUCAAAACUUAUAAGAUCAUCAAACCUCGAAAGUGUCGCGAAAAGUUCGCUUGGACCCAUCACCAAGAAACGAGAAAUGAGAUCGGUUUGUGGCAUUGCUUUAGAUGCGAUCCAAAAUGCCUUCAACUCUUCUUAUGGAAGUUUGGGAGCCAUUCUGGGCUACGGAUCUAUUUAUGGCAAUCAGGAACACCAGUUGGCUGUGAGUUCAGCAGUUUCAGAAGCCGUAGAGAUUGUUGCCCUAAACAAAGGACUCAAAGCUGCAGCAGACUUCGCGUUUACUCCCGAGGUUCAGCAAAAGCAACAGAUUGCCAUGCGAGCGCCAGAUUGGUUACAAGUCUAUGUCAAACUGGAGACAAAGUUACCGGACAAUGGCUGGCAAACCAUUUUAAACUUCCUAAAUCUUGGAAGAAGUGGGAAAGAUGGUGACCUACAGUGUCUCCUAACAAAGAACAUGAUCAAAGCAUGCAAGUCAGUCAUAUUUUCAACAGUGAGGUCUCUUAUGAAAAUAGAGCCUCUUGAUCCUCAGUUCGGAAUCACAGGAUAUUCUGUUGGUCUAGCUCCUACGCUAAUUUGGGCAAUCAGAGAAGCUAGACUACAUAAUUCAGCAAACCCCUCUAUGAUUUUUAACCUCAAGUUGGAUGGGAGGCCUUUUGCAGGUAAAGAUCAAGUCUCUGUGGGAGUAGUUGCAGUGAAUUUCAAUCACUCAUGUCCAGAGAGUUCUGAUUCAGUUUAUCCAUUAGCAAUUGGAAACUGCAAAGAGAACAGGGAAGAAAUACCAAAGCUUAUCAGACGGUUGAAUCAUGAAAAAAACAUCAUUAAAGAAAGAGGUUUAUCUGUAGAUGGCACCUGCUACAAGAUCAAGUUUGUUGUGACACUGGAUUACAAGUCUCUGUUGCUCCUUAUACGGAGGAUAUUGGAAGAUCAGGGUGAAGGAGAUGAUGAUCAUUGGGAGCCACUGGGAGGCAAAGGGUUUGAGGUUGGAUUCUGUGUGUUUUGCACAGCCUUGAGGGCUUGCAAAGAACAUUUGCCUGGCAGGUUUGAUGCUGCUUGUCUCACUUGUCUGCAAUCAAAAGCCAAUAUUGGAAAAUGGACUGGACUAAGGGAUGAUCUGGAGUUCUUGCUCGAUGAAGAGUUGUGCAAUAUACAGCUCUGCUCCCUUCAUCAGGAGAUGCGAAACACUGAGCAACUACUUGGUUCUUUGGGUCUAUUUGCGUAUCGCAUUGGAACCCUUAAAGCAUGCAAUGAAGCUUUGGCAAUAUAUGGCCCUGAAAACACUCGGUGUUAUGAACGAAUCCAGGUGAAGUUGCGCACUGGCCAACAGACCGCAGUCAUCAAGAGUAACAUUCAUGUCAGCUCUAUGUCUGGCCCUACAGAAAGAGCAGUUCUGGCUAAUUGUGACAACAUUGUUGAACAAUCUUUGCCUUUGGAAAAAAUCCAGCAACACUAUAGAGAAAUUCCUGACAGUUGUAGACAGCUUGUCCUAGGUUACGUAACUCAUUAUGAGGAAGUCCAACAGAUAAGCUGUCUUUUGACUAACAUUUUUUUGCUAUUACUACCAAAAUGGAUUACUCCACUAACAAGGUUCAUAGGGUCAUAUCUGAAGACAAUUUUAGACAGUGGCACAUUUACAAGAGACUUUGGGUCAAGACAGGAGAGUGUUUCCCUGAGAGAGGCAAAAGAUCUCAAGAAGUUCCUAGAUGAAUCCUAUGACAAAACAGUUAAAAGGCAGGUUGAGAUUGAACAGAGGUUUCUGCAAAGUGAGCAGAGUGUAUCUUGUUUGAAGCCUCCCAGAAAGAAGAAGAAAUUGAAUGCCCCAAAGCAAGAAGAUGCAACUCAGAAUUGUAUGGCAGGACUGGCAGCACAAUUACAGCUGGAUCAUUUUAAACAGGUGUUUCUAGAUUGGAAUGACUUAAGUCUUGUUAUUCGAAGCAAAGUGUUUGAGAAGGAUGAAAUGGAGCAAAUAGAUAUACAUGAUGUUAAGUGCAAGUUGUGGGGUUUGCUUCUGCGUCACCUGUUUGGAGUGACACUUGGAAUGGGAGACUAAUCUCACCUCACUGUGGAACACAGUGCAAUGUUGCUCCGAGAACAUGGCUCUUUCUGUAAAUUUUCGAAUCAAGGAUUUGAGGCAAAACACAAAGACGAUAGACGUACUUACUCUCGGGCCACCAAUCAUGAUUCCUCAGGAGAAGGCCAAUCAAUCCAUCAAAUUUUGACGCACUCCUCUGCAGAAAAACUCCUUUGGAUAAGGCUCCAAUUUGUUCAAGCUCUUCAGUGCCUAGCAACAGGAAAGAAAUUUUCAUUUCGCGGCUGCGGAUGGAGUAAGCGGACAUUCUGCUGGUCUCAGGAGGAUGAGGUUUGGAUCGAUGUUAUUGUUGAUCUUUUUGUAAAGCUCUUUGGCGAAGAUUACCUAAACUACACCUACAGUAAAGACCAUGGGACACAAGUAACAGAAGUGUCAGAUCCCAGGAGGAGCUUUAUCUAUGAUCAUGACAAGUGGGAGGAAUCGUUUGAGACAGUCUGCCAAGAGAGAGCUGUAAGUUUGCAAGCAAGAAGAUCAGCAAGUUUAUUAAAACAGCUUGCUGAUACCACGGUUAAACAGCCUGAAGCAGAGUCAAAUGAUCUAGAUGGUGUUGCCCCACUUCAGUCUCAGCCACUACCUUGUGUCUCGAACAGUGACGAACUGAAGACAGCAGAUGUUCCAGUCCUCCAUUGUAGUGAUGCUGUUGUAGAAGCCUCCUCUCUGCCUGGUACAGAAACAAGGCAUAGUUCAAAUGAUGUAGAAGAGGUGGCCAGAAGUGAAGUGUGCUCCCCAGUUGCCCCACUAGUACCAAGAUGCAGGAAGAAGCUAGCAAUAAAGCAUGGGUUACCUUUAAGUAUCUCUGCCCUAUUCCAGAUUUCAGCAACUGGGAUAUUUCAAGGCCCAGAAUCUGCCUUUGUGGAUAACUUGAUGGAUGGUUCAGUAGUGUUUGAAGGUAGCAAAGUAAUUGAUUCAAGGGAUCUUGUUGCUUUGAGAGGCGGUAGGCCCACAUCAGAGGAAAACUACCUCACAAACUUUGUCAUUGAAAGUUAUCUUGAUCUGAUUGCCAAACAAGGUGCACUCCAAGGAUCAAAAGUAGAAUGUAUUGGUUGGGAAUGUUUUGAGAAAGCAGUGGGGAGACAGCCAGCUAAAGAUGUCCUUACACGUAAUGCACCCCUGUUGCAGCAAGAUAUUGUCCUUGUGCCCUGCAAUUCUGAGAAUAGCCGACACUGGUUCCUGCUUGCUUUAUUUCCUAAGCAAUUCCAAAUUCUGGUGCUGGAUAGCACGGCAGGAAGCUUUAUCAAGCCAACAGCCAAAAAAGCCAUCACAAAGAUGUGGAUGUUACUCAAUGAGUUGGAUGCUACCAUUGAUGCCAGUCACUGGAAAUUCAUUGCAAACAAGCCCACUGACAUUCCUCAACAGCAGAAUGACUUUGACUGUGGAGUCUAUGUUUGCAUGUACGCUAGAUGUCUGGCACUGCAGCACCUCAUGCCUGACCAUAUACCCAGUGGUAGAAAAAUUAUGAUUCUAGAGCUGCACCAAGGACAACUCCAUCCCUAUCUCCAGUGAAGAUGUUUUAGCUUGU